AUGUUCGGACGACUUUUGUUAGUUAUCAGCUCAAUAUCUGUUGCGUCCUAUGCGAUAUCCAUACUAACACAACAAACAUCGCUACGAUUUAUAAAGAAAACAGCCAAACGUCGUCGUCGUCAUCAGAUAAUUAAAGGUGAAGACAAGAUCAGUGCGUUACCGGACGAUUUGCUCGUGCAUAUAUUGUUGCGUCUCUACACAAAGGAUGUACUGGCCACUAUGAUUUUGUCAAAACGAUGGCAGUAUGUUUGGACAAUGGUGCCAAGACUAGGGUACACAAACAUCAAUGACGAUGAUACUAAUAACAGUUUAUUUGGUCGUUUACUUGGUCGUUUCUUUCACAAAAGUGAACAUCAACAACGAUGUUUAUGGCGGUUUAUCGACAAGUCGUUACAACUCCACAAGGGACCUUUAUUAACAUUAGUGAUAGAACUGAUCGGCCCUUCUAGAUGUCAUGUUGAUGUAGGAAAGUGGAUUGCAAAUGCUGUUGAUCGUAGGGUUUGCGAGCUACUGUUGAGAAUCACGUGGACGUCCUUGGAACCUGCCAAUUUGUGUAAGAGCCUUUACACAUGCGAUACGCUUGUUAAACUACAUCUUUCCGACAAGAUUAUUGUGGAUGUUCCUUCUCGGGUUAGCCUCCCAUCCCUCAAAAGAAAUGAAGGAAUAUGGGGAUCUUUGGUUAUAGAUUCUCCGGCUUUAAGAGAAUUUUUCUACCGUGAUUUUUCGGGAGAUUCUUGCUCGAUUGAGAACAAGCCUUGUUUUCAUAAAGCAAGUAUCGACUUUGAUAGUUACCCUGAUGACAAGUUUAUGAGAUCUCUUUCCUCAGUCAUGUAUCUCGAACUAGAUUUAAGUGGUGCAACGGCUGCAUGGUGUAACGCUAUCAACUUCCCCAAGCUAGUGAAGUGUGCUCUAACACUUUUAAUUGACUUAGACUGGUUGGAAUUACUAAUGGGAUUGCUACAAAAUUCCCCUAAUCUUAAAGCUCUUUUCAUCUACCAGAGUGGACUUCUCCCCAAAGGGCCACGACACUGUCUAUCCCGAGUUUGUAAUGCUUUCCGACUAAUGCCAGGGGUAGUCAGGCCGCCUGCAUUUCUGACUACCAGAGGACUUCUAACUGUCAUGAGUUCCGUUCCCGGUUGUUUCUCGAGCCAUCUCGAAAUCUUCGAGUGGACAGGAUAUAUAGGACGAUCCAAGGAGAAAGAAACCAUAACAUAUAUCUUUGCCAACUAUAAGUGUUUAAAGAGAGCUCAUUUUUCUAUGAAAUCAACCUGCAAGGAUAUAGAUAGAGAGAAGAUGAUGAAAGAGUUAAAAUCUAUGUGUAGGGUUUCCACUUCAUCCCAACUACUCUUCUCCACUUGGAAUUUCCGAGCUUUGUAA
Messenger RNA from Capsella rubella, 1377 nucleotides. RefSeq names its product putative F-box/FBD/LRR-repeat protein At5g52460. Gene Ontology annotation, molecular function: protein binding. The transcript has 5 exons. The record is from RefSeq and is a predicted model, not a curated record. NCBI's taxonomy places the organism in Eukaryota, Viridiplantae, Streptophyta, Magnoliopsida, Brassicales, Brassicaceae. The coding region runs from base 1 to 1377 and encodes 458 amino acids.